Messenger RNA from Plasmodium berghei ANKA, 2505 nucleotides. RefSeq names its product polyadenylate-binding protein 1, putative. Bases 1 to 2505 code for a protein of 834 amino acids. The record is from RefSeq and is a predicted model, not a curated record. Gene Ontology annotation, cellular component: nucleus; cytoplasmic stress granule; ribonucleoprotein complex. Gene Ontology annotation, molecular function: poly(A) binding; poly(U) RNA binding; mRNA 3'-UTR binding. The transcript has a single exon. NCBI's taxonomy places the organism in Eukaryota, Apicomplexa, Aconoidasida, Haemosporida, Plasmodiidae.
AUGAUAGCUAACAGUACGAAUAUAAUGCCCCCAAGUUUUUCCACAGCAUCGCUUUAUGUUGGUGAUUUAAGCGAAGAUGUUACAGAAGCUGUUUUAUAUGAAAUAUUUAAUACAGUUGGACAUGUAUUGUCUAUUAGAGUAUGCCGAGAUAGUGUAACACGAAAAUCUUUGGGGUAUGCAUAUGUGAAUUAUCAUAAUUUGGCAGAUGCAGAAAGAGCAUUAGACACUUUAAAUUAUACAAAUAUAAAAGGUCAACCAGCUCGAUUAAUGUGGAGUCAUAGAGAUCCAUCAUUGCGUAAAAGUGGAACUGGGAAUAUAUUUGUAAAAAAUUUAGAUAAAACAAUAGAUAAUAAAGCUUUAUUCGAUACAUUUAGUAUGUUUGGUAAUAUAUUAUCAUGUAAGGUUGCAACAGAUGAGUUUGGAAAAAGUAAGAAUUAUGGAUUUGUACAUUAUGAAGAUGAAGAAAGUGCUAAAGAGGCUAUUGAAAAAGUAAAUGGAAUGCAAUUAGGAUCGAAAAAUGUAUAUGUAGGCCAUUUUAUUAAAAAAUCCGAGAGAGCUACUAAUGAUACAAAAUUUACAAAUUUAUAUGUAAAAAAUUUUCCUGAUACUGUAACUGAAGCACAUUUAAAACAAUUAUUUAGCCCAUAUGGUGAAAUAACAUCUAUGAUAGUAAAAUCCGAUAAUAAGAAUCGAAAGUUUUGUUUUAUUAACUAUUCAGAUGCAGAUAGUGCAAGAAAUGCUAUGGAAAAUUUAAAUGGAAAAAAAAUUACAGAGGAUGGUAAAAUAGAUUAUAAUUAUGAUCCUAAAAAAGAAGAAAGUGAAAAAGCAGCAAAUGAAAAUUAUAAUAAUAAUAAUACUACUUCUGAGGAAAAUGCUACAACAUCUGAAACACCAGCAGAAAAAAAAACAACUGAUUCUGAAUCAGCUACUAAUAAAGAUGCAACACCUGGAGAAGAUCAAACAAGUGCAAAUGGAACAACAACAACUGUAACAUCUACAACAGAUGCAAAAACUGAAGAAACACCCAACGAUAAUACUGCUAAUGCUGGUAUAAAUGCAUCUAUUACUGAAAAAAAAGAUAAAAAAAAAUCUGGAGAAAGCACUGAAACACCAAACAUAUUAUAUGUAGGCCCUCAUCAAUCUAGAGCUAGAAGACAUGCAAUUCUAAAAGCUAAAUUUGAUACAUUAAAUACUGAAAGCAGAAAUAAACAUCCAGGUGUCAAUUUAUAUAUAAAAAAUUUAGAUGAUUCUAUGAAUGAUCAAACUCUUAAAGAAUUAUUUGAACCAUAUGGAACUAUAACAUCAGCAAAAGUUAUGAAAGAUGAUAAGGAUCAAAGUAAAGGAUUUGGUUUUGUUUGCUUUGGAACUCAUGAAGAAGCAAAUAAAGCAGUAACAGAAAUGCAUUUAAAAAUAAUAAAUGGAAAGCCAUUAUAUGUGGGAUUAGCUGAAAAAAGAGAACACAGAUUAUCCAGAUUACAACAAAGAUUUCGUAUGAAUCCAAUAAGGCAUCAUAUUAAUAACUCAUUGAGUUCUCCAAUCCAAUAUCCAAACAAUCAAACACCACAAUUACAAUUUAAUCAAAAUACAUUGAAUUAUGGAAGACCUGUUAUUACAACAUUUAAUCAAAAUAAUUUAAUAUCAUGGAGACAUCAGCAAGCAGCAGCUCAACAACAAGCUGUACAUCAACAAGCUGCUGCACAACAACUUGGAUUUAAUGCAGGUUUAAGAGGCCAAAUAAACCAAAUGAGAUUAUAUACACAAAAUAAUAUGAUGAAUCAUAAUAUUGGCCAAAACAAAGCUAGUCAACAAUUACAUCAUAAUCAACAAUAUUCUAUGGGGCCAAAUCCACAACAUCAACAAACAAAUUUAAAUGCACCAGGGCAAGCCAAUCCUCAGCAAUUACAAGGCACAGCACCAGUUCCAAAUAACCAAUUAUUAAAUAAUAAUAUGAGAAAUAUGAAUAAUCGAGGGAAUCGAAAUCUACCAGGUAUGAAUAUGCAAUCCCCAAAACAAAUGCCUUUAAAUAUGAUAGGAGCAAAACAAACUAAUACUCAGCAAAACCAACCACAAGGACAACCACAAGGACAACCACAAGGACAACCACAAGCUCAACCUCAAGUUCAAUCACAACAAAAAACUGGCCAAUCAAUACAACAACAACCAAUUCCACAAAAUAGUAAUUUUAAAUUUACAUCGCAAGCUAGAAAUCGUAUGGAAUUACCAAAUAAAAAUGCAAAUAAAGUAAAUAAUAUGAAUCCAGGAUAUAACAAUAAUACUACAUUAACUGCUGCAGCAUUAGCAUCUGCCCCACCUUCAAUGCAAAAACAAGUCCUUGGAGAAAAUUUAUUUCCAUUAGUUGCCAAUUACCAUCCAACAUUAGCUGGGAAAAUCACAGGUAUGAUGCUUGAAAUGGAUAAUUCAGAAUUAUUAAUUUUAUUAGAAAAUGAAGAUCAACUUAAAAAGAAAAUUGAUGAAGCUCUUGUAGUUUUGCAAAAUGCCAAAUAA